AUGGCCUUUAGAUAUUGGCAAUUUCAAUGUGCUUUGUUGACUAAUUUUUGUUUUUUCAAUUUUCAGCCUGGGAAGGUGGCCUUGGCAAAAGUAGACUGUGAUAAAGAAAGUUCUUUAGCAGCCAGGUAUCAUGUCUCAAAGUAUCCUACACUCAAACUCUUCCGUAACGGGCAACCAGUGAAGAGAGAAUACAGGGGUCAGAGAUCAAUUGAUGCCUUUACAAAUUUCUUGAAAGAACAAACCAAGGAUGUAAUUAUAGAGCAUGCUAGUAGUGAUGAAUUUGACAGUACAGAGGGUAAAAAACGUAGAAUCCUGGGAAUGUUCGAGAGCAAGGAUUCUGAAAACUAUAUGACAUUUGCAAGAGUGGCAAAUGGUUUGAGGGAUGACUGUGAAUUCCAUAUUUCAGUUGGGCCGGGGUCUGCUAAAGAUAGGGUAUCUGGGGAUCUUGUCCUUUUCAGAGGACCACAUACUAAAAAUGAAGAUGUUGUGUACACAGGAAUGUUGAAUGAUUAUGAGAUUUUGAAACAGUGGAUAACUGAUAAAUGUAUACCCUUGGUCAGAGAAAUUACUUUUGAAAAUGCUGAGGAAUUAACAGAAGAGGGGUUGCCAUUCCUAAUUUUAUUUCAUGAUCUAGAUGAUAAAGAAACCCCUAGAAUAUACCAAGAGGAAGUAGCAAAACAAAUAAUAAAUGAAAGAAAUAAUGUAAACUUUUUGACAGCUGAUGGUAAAAAGUUUGCUCAUCCACUGCAUCAUCUUGGAAAGAGUGACAAAGAUUUGCCUGUACUUGCCAUUGACAGUUUUAGGCAUAUGUAUGUCUUUCCAUAUGAUGUUAAAACAAGACUGACUGAACCUGGUCUUUUAAAGACUUUCAUAGCAGAUUUACAUUCUGGAAAACUCCACAGAGAAUUCCACCAUGGCCCAGAUCCCACCCCACCGCCUCCAGUGCAAGAGCAGCCAUCCAGUGAAGACCAAGAAGAACAGCCAGCUAACCAUGUGCCAAAAGAACCUCAACAACCAAACCAACCAGCACAGCAUCAGUUUCAGCAAGAACAACCCACAGACCCACCAGAGUCCACAUUCAGAAAACUUGCCCCAUCUAGAAACAGAUACACACUACUUAGGGAUGAGCUGUAGAUUUAU
Molecule: messenger RNA, 1140 nt
Organism: Lingula anatina
Lineage: Eukaryota; Metazoa; Brachiopoda; Lingulata; Lingulida; Lingulidae
Product: endoplasmic reticulum resident protein 44-like
Biological process (GO): protein folding
Cellular component (GO): endoplasmic reticulum membrane; endoplasmic reticulum-Golgi intermediate compartment
Molecular function (GO): protein disulfide isomerase activity
Source: RefSeq, a predicted model, not a curated record